Messenger RNA from Saccharomycopsis crataegensis, 1467 nucleotides. RefSeq names its product NADH-quinone oxidoreductase subunit NuoF. The coding region runs from base 1 to 1467 and encodes 488 amino acids. The record is from RefSeq and is a predicted model, not a curated record. Gene Ontology annotation, molecular function: 4 iron, 4 sulfur cluster binding; NAD binding; NADH dehydrogenase (ubiquinone) activity. NCBI's taxonomy places the organism in Eukaryota, Fungi, Ascomycota, Saccharomycetes, Ascoideales, Saccharomycopsidaceae. The transcript has a single exon.
AUGAUCCGCAGCAACAUUAAGAGCUCGAGAAUACUAUUGAAGCGUGGUUUGGCCACCGUUGCUGAUCCUGCAGUGAACCCACCUCGUCACUAUGGUGGUCUCAGCGAUCAAGACCGUAUCUUUCAAAAUCUUUAUGAAAAUUACGGUAGCGAUUUGAAAUCUUCUAUGCGUAUGGGGGAUUGGUACAAGACUAAAGAAAUCAUUCUUAAAGGUGAUAAGUGGAUCAUUGAUGAAAUGAAGAAAUCCGGUUUGCGUGGCCGUGGUGGGGCUGGUUUCCCUAGUGGUUUAAAAUGGUCUUUCAUGAACCCUCCAGGAUGGGAAAAGAAUGAAGGUCCAAGAUACUUAGUCAUCAAUGCCGAUGAAGGUGAACCUGGUACCUGUAAAGACAGAGAAAUCAUGAGAAAGGACCCACACAAAUUGGUCGAAGGUUGUUUAUUGGCUGGUAGAGCCAUGAAUGCCACUGCAGCAUACAUUUAUAUCAGAGGUGAAUUCUACAAUGAAGCCGUCACUUUACAAACCGCCAUCAACGAAGCCUACAAGGCUGGUCUCAUUGGUAAGAAUGCUUGUAAUUCUGGCUAUGAUUUCGACAUUUACAUCCACCGUGGUGCUGGGGCCUACGUUUGUGGUGAAGAAACCGCCCUUAUUGAAUCUAUCGAAGGUAAGGCUGGUAAACCAAGAUUGAAGCCUCCUUUCCCUGCUGGUAUCGGUCUUUUCGGUAGACCAUCCACUGUGACUAACGUCGAAACCGUCGCUGUUGCCCCAACCAUUUUGAGAAGAGGUGGUGAUUGGUUUGCCUCUUUUGGUAGACCAAGAAAUUCUGGUACCAAGCUUUUCGGUAUCUCCGGUCAUGUCAACCACCCAUGUGUUGUUGAAGAAGAAAUGUCUAUCCCAUUGAAAGAAUUGAUUGAAAAGCACUGUGGUGGUGUCAUUGGCGGUUGGGACAACUUGCUCGGUGUUGUUCCAGGUGGUUCCUCCGUCCCAAUUUUGCCACAAUCUACUUGUACAGACGUUCUAAUGGAUUUCGAUGCCCUUAAGGAUGUUGGUUCUGGUUUGGGUACUGCUGCGGUUAUUGUCAUGAACAAGCAAACCGAUGUCGUUAGAGCCAUUCAAAGAUUUUCUGCUUUCUACAAACACGAAUCAUGUGGUCAGUGUACACCAUGUCGUGAAGGUACCACUUGGUUAGACAGAAUGAUGCGUCGUUUUGUUAAGGGUCAAGGUACCGAACGUGAAAUCGACAUGAUUUGGGAAUUAACUAAAGAAAUUGAACAACAUACCAUCUGUGCCUUGGGUGAUGCCGCUGCUUGGCCAGUCCAAGGUUUGAUCAGACAAUUCAGACCAGAAAUUGUGAAGAAGUUCCAACAAUACGAAGAAAAGAUGGGUGAAACAGUGAGUUACGGUGGUUGGGUCCCUAAGGGUGAUGUUAAGGAAGGUAAGGUGAUAAAUAACCCGGUUCCAGAGAGCCAUUAA